AAUGAUUUCUGCUCAGUUAAAGUUUGUAUUUUUUGUAAUUUCCUAAAAGUCACACUAAUGUGAUAAUGCAUACUUUGGUAUUGAUCCAAUUCUAAGUAAAUACAGGGCAAGUAUCACUUGAUACUGAUACCAAUACCAAUCCCUAUACCAAUACCAACAUCAAUAUCUAUACCUAUACCUAUGCUUAUUUAACAUCAAACUCAUAAUACUAAUUUUGUGGAGUUAUGUGCUGAGGAGUAUAUGUGAUUGAUAACAUUAUUGAUUUAUGUGCAACAUUGGCACAUAAUAAUCUGUGCCCAUUAAUUGGUCGCAUUGAUGGGUGAAGGAAACAAGCAGAAGAAGAUCUAAUUGAAUUCUUUAUUUUCAAGGCCGUGGUUAUGGAUAAAUGUGUAAGUGCUUUUUUUUAUUUGCUCAUAUUUUUAUAUUUUGCUACAGGUUUCAGCUGGCAAUUAGUAAAUUAUCAUGUCCCUUUUUUAACAUAGUUAAAAACUUGUUUGAAAACAUUGUACUUGGAUUGAAGAAUCAAAACAGUUUUAUUGUCAAAAGAAUAGUAAUAUAAAUAUAAAUAUUUAAUACUAGAUUUUGUACAAGAAAAUGCAACUGCAACUAAAGGAACGAUGUGAAGGGAAGAAAUCUAGUGCCCUUUAUGCUUUGUAUUAAAAUUGACAAGAAUGUCCCCUUGUCCACUGCAGAAUGUAAAAAUGAUCUGUCAAGUCUUUGCGACGAUCGCGCCAUCUUCUGGCCAACAUUAGAAGCGUCAGUAUCAGGGAUGGGAAUUUCGGCACGGUGCCAGGAUCCGCACCAUUUACCUCCACUCACAGACUAAGUCUGUUCUAAAUAAAUAUAUAAAGAAAGACGUCUCAAACAAUAUAAAACAUAAAAUAAUCAUGAAUAAUCACCACUGUAGACACUUGUCACACAGACAGUCUAAAACAUUUUGCCAUUGAUUUUUUUCUUCCCACACCUUGUUGCAUUAUUUCUGUUCUAAUCAAAUUAAAAGUUUGACAAAGCUUUCAACUUAGCACUCAGGCAUUUAGGUAAAUGUUUUUAAACACUAAUUGUAACAUCAACAUCAAAGCCAAAAAGGGAAAUAAAAAAAAAAUAAUUAUGACUUUGUAUCUCAUAUCACCUCGAAACUCAAAACUGGACUUUAUAUUUUACAAUUAUGUAUCUGAAUGCCACAAUUAGGAUUUUAGAUAAUCAUUAUGACCUUAACUGUGACAUUUCUGUCUCUCAAAUGACUGAAAACCUCAAUCAUGGAACACGCAACCAUUGUCAAAUAAAAAAUAAUUAAUAAAAUGAAACUAGACUGGUGUCUGAUCUCUUCGUUCAGUCCGCUAAAUGAACCGGCACACUGAGCCGGAUCAGUCGCACCGGACGCAUUUCUACUCAAUGUGACUACAUUAACUCGUCACACAUACGUGUCAGUGUCACUAAUUCUGAAAGCUGCCAAGCCAUUUUAUGUGAUAAUCAUAAAAUCUAAUUCGGGAUAAUUAGUUUUUAACAUAUUACUUAAUAACAAUUGAACCCGUAUUUAUCAACUCUUAAUUCGUCCAAACAGAUCAUGGUUUCGAAAAUUGUCUUCCUCUGUAGCGGCACACCGUGUUGUGAACUGAUAGUGCGCGCGCGUGCUUGUGUGGUUUGUGCCAGUGAGCGCGCGCGCGUCUCUCUUCUGUGUGUGUGUUCCGUUAUUUUCCGGGUUGUGCUCAGUCAGUCAGGCAGGGUCUGUGGUGGUUGUAGCGCUACAGCUGCCAGCUGACACUUCCACCGAGGAGGAGCUGAGGUCAAACUUGGCCGUCUCUGUUUCUCUGUCUGUGACCGAGGCGGCAUCACCACCACCAUCAUCAUCAUGGCGGAUCAAGGCGAAUCUCUGGUUCCCGUCCACCAUCCACAACCUACCAUCAGCUGGCCAAUUACCAGGGAGUCCUACGAGCUGCAGGAAGUCAUAGGCAGCGGGGCCACAGCUGUGGUGCAGGCGGCCCUCUGUACCCCCAGACAGGAGCGCGUGGCCAUAAAGAGGAUCAACCUGGAAAAAUGCCAGACCAGCAUGGAUGAGCUGUUGAAAGAAAUUCAAGUCAUGAGUCAGUGCAGCCACCCAAACAUCGUCACCUACUACACUUCCUUUGUUGUGAAGGAUGAACUUUGGUUGGUGAUGAAGCUCCUGAGUGGAGGCUCCAUGCUGGAUAUAAUUAAACAUGCGAGCAAAGAAGAGGAUAAAAAUCUUCGAGCAUUAGAUGAGCCAAUUAUUGCCACAAUAUUAAAAGAAGUUCUAGAGGGCCUGGACUAUCUCCACAGAAACGGACAGAUUCACAGGGAUGUGAAAGCUGGGAACAUCCUACUGGGAGAAGAUGGAUCUGUUCUGAUUGCAGAUUUUGGUGUAAGCGCAUUUUUAGCUGCGGGGGGCGACAUGACGAGGCACAAAGUUCGAAAGACUUUUGUUGGAACGCCGUGCUGGAUGGCUCCAGAGGUGAUGGAGCAGGUUCGAGGCUAUGAUUUCAAAGCAGAUAUAUGGAGUUUUGGAAUUACAGCGAUAGAGUUAGCAACAGGUUCUGCACCCUAUCACCGAUACCCUCCAAUGAAGGUUUUAAUGCUUACCCUACAGAAUGAUCCGCCCACUCUGGAGAUGGGUGUUGAGGACAAGGAAAUGCUCAAAAAAUAUGGAAAAUCAUUUCGAAAGCUUAUAACUACGUGCCUUCAGAAAGACCCUGCAAAAAGGCCUACAGCAGCUGAGCUUUUGAAGUGUAAAUUCAUACAAAAGGCAAAGAACAGAGAAUAUCUUGUUGAAAAGCUUUUGAGUCGUGCACCAAAGAUAUCUCAGAGAGCAAAGAAGGUGAGGAGAGUCCCAGGCUCCAGUGGCCACCUGCACAAGACGGUAGACGGGGACUGGGAGUGGAGCGACGACGAACUGGAUGAGGGCAGUGAGGAGGGUAAAGCAGCGGUGAAUCAGGGCAGGUCACGAAGGGUCAAAUAUGAGGCCAAAGACAAUGAGGAAGAUGCCAACAAUAUCCCUAUAGAAGGCUUGUCUGUACAGCAUCCCCAGGUAUUUUCGAUGCAGGUGGAACCAUAUGAGAAUACACCCUUCAUUCAAGGUGCUGUGAACAUGGUACUGCGGCUACGGAACUCCAAAAAGGAGCUGAAUGACAUUCGGUUUGAGUUCACCCCUGGGCGAGACACUGCUGAUGGCGUCUCCCAGGAGCUUUACUCAGCCGGUCUGGUCAAUGGGCUCGAUGUCUUAAUUGUUGCUGCUAACCUUCAAAAGAUUGUAGAUGACCCAAUUACCUAUAAAGUGUUGACCUUUAAGCUGGCUUCAGGAUGUGAUGACACAGAGAUCCCAGAUGAGGUGAAGUUGAUCGGCUUUGCGCAGUUAAGUGUUAGCUGAUGUUCCCUUCAUCUUUGAAGCAGAUGAGGCAGGGAAGACAGUUCAGGGCAGACAGACUGAGGAACACACCCUGACCACCACCAUCACUUCUUGCUAUAUCUUUUUCAACUCCCUCCCAGAAAAGCCCUUCUUUGUCUUCCGUCCUUCACUCUUUUUGACUUUCCCAAAGCUCUGCCGUCGCUUUACCACCACCUCUGUAGCGUCGACUUCCCUGCUCGCUGUCCGUCGACCUCUAACCUUAACAUUCCAGCACCCAGCGCACAGAACAGUACCAGGAUACAGCCCAGGAACCAAAAGAUGUACUCAGGUGGUGAAAGAAGGUGAUAAAUAUGUAGCUUUUGAAUGUUUUAGUUAUUUUCUCACCUCCUUUCUUUAAUUUGCACUGCAUUACUGUUACUUUCAGCAAAAAUCAAAACAAUUAUUUAUUGAAAUAAGAAGAUAUUUUCAAUUUUAUUUUUGUGCCACAUUGUUUUUGUUCCCACUGUGAAAAUAAAUUUCCUCCCACACUUAAUGACUUAUGAAAACUCCUUGGGGUUCGUGUCAGAAUGUAAGAAUCGGUAAACAUGUAGAUAUAAGCACAUUUUUUAUAACAACACGAUGAAUGUUUCAAAAUAAAACGCCCAGAACGAAUUGUUUUAUGUGUUCAGACCUGCUUAACUAAAAAUGGAAGCGUUUGGUUGAGUGUGCCGAAAUAAACGAGACCUGGAUGUUACUGUGUUUACUUUGCUGCUCUCAACAAUGUUAACGCUUCAGAAAAUGCUCGAGGUGCCUUGUUCAUUUUUCCGUGCCUAAGAAAGUUGUCAGUGAGUGAGACGACACUGAGAGCAGAACUUGCUGAUUGUCACUUCAUCAACGCAUUCCCUGCAAUGAAUCGGUGUGCAGUCUCAGCCCGAAGAGGGAAGACGAAAUGCACUUUUGUGUUGAGAUGCGCAGCCAACAAACUGACUCUUAAUUUACGUGCUUUCAGACAAAUAAAACCUGGUGGAACCUGCAGUUGUGUACUCUUGCUCUAAUCGGUUUCUAUCCGAUGCCACAAUCCAAAACUGGGAUUUUUUUGUUUUGUUUUGUUUUGUUUUGUUUUGUUUUGUUUGAAUAAGUGAAGUAGCUACCUAAUUGUACUGUAUGACAUCGAAAAAAUGGAACCAAACAGCGUCUGCUGAGUGUGAAGAGCCGUUUGUUUGUCCAAACAAGUCCAGUAGCACUAAAUCAUACUAGGUAUAAAAGUGUUAAAUAAAACUCCUCUAAAAACUUUUAUUUUCUGAAGUAAAUUAUUGUUUGUUUUUUAUGUACACUGUGCAUCAUUUCAACAUAUUAUCCAUUUCCCUUCUCUGUAAUCAGCUAAUGUCAAAUUUCUGAUGAGAAGCAACAAAUAAAGAAUAUUUAAGAAA
Messenger RNA from Poecilia latipinna (sailfin molly), 4767 nucleotides. It is a transcript of the gene stk39, whose product is annotated as serine threonine kinase 39. Gene Ontology annotation, molecular function: ATP binding; protein serine/threonine kinase activity. The transcript has 18 exons. The record is from RefSeq and is a predicted model, not a curated record. Gene Ontology annotation, biological process: peptidyl-threonine phosphorylation; intracellular signal transduction; negative regulation of potassium ion transmembrane transporter activity. Gene Ontology annotation, cellular component: cytoplasm; cytosol. Bases 1850 to 3379 code for a protein of 509 amino acids. Lineage: Eukaryota; Metazoa; Chordata; Actinopteri; Cyprinodontiformes; Poeciliidae.